CGUUUUGCAGAGCUCAAUUAACAAACUCCACGGGCACCUUGCUAAUUGCAAACAAGUUUUUCUGAGUUGCAAUAGAAGAUGGCAAGUCUUCAGACAGCUAGACGCCUUUCAAGAGAUAUCCUUUGUCGAACACGAGUAUUUCCUCCAGCAUCUGUUAGAGGAAUACAAUCCAAACACCAGCAGAACACAAGAGUAGCUCAGAAACGUACCCAAAGGAUAUGGAAGCACCACAAUGUUUGCCAGAUAAGAACAUUUCAAACCAGUACAGUGUGCUGUGGGAAGACUUAUCCUUUUAAACUGGCCGACAUCGGAGAAGGUAUCAAAGAGGUCAAUGUCAAAGAAUGGUAUGUGAGUGUCGGAGACCACGUGAAGCAGUUUGACAGUAUUUGUCAGGUACAGAGUGACAAAGCUUCUGUCACCAUUACCAGUCGCUAUGACGGAAUCAUCCGAAAAAUCUACUACGAACUGGAUGAUGUUGCCCAGGUUGGAGAUCCGCUAGUCGAUAUAGAAACAGACACGGAGACCGAGGAGACUUCUAGUCCAGAUGAGUCAGACGAUUCCAGUUCCUCCUCUUCCUCCUCCUCAUCAGAAGAUGAACAUUCACAACCUAAGGUCCUCCAACAGAAAGUCCUUGCCACUCCUGCUGUUCGUAAGAUUGCCAUGGAGAACUCCAUCAAGCUAUCUGAUGUCACAGGUACAGGUAAAGAUGGCCGUGUAUUGAAAGAGGAUAUCAUGAGAUACAUACAAGGAGAAGCACCACCUGUAUCACCACAUGUGGCACCCCCUUCCCCAGUUUCUGUACCUACACCAGCGGCACCUAGGGCAGCCCCACUUCCUGUUGUCCCAGCAGUGUCGAUCCCGAUCGGAAAGGACAAGACAGAACGAAUAAAGGGAGUUCAAAAAGCCAUGGUGAAAUCUAUGACGGAAGCUAAUAGUGUCCCAUUGUUCGGUUACUGUGACGAAAUUGAUGUGACCAAACUUGUAAUGUUGAGGGAAAGUGCAAAGGCACUGACAGCAGCAACUGGAAUGAAAUUCUCAUACAUGCCGUUCAUCAUAAAGGCAACCUCAAUGGCGUUGCACCAGUUUCCUAUAUUGAAUGCCUCUGUGGACAAAGAAUGUGAAAAUAUCACGUACCUGGCUUCUCAUAACAUUGGUAUAGCAAUGGAUACCAUUGAAGGGCUGAUAGUUCCAAAUGUAAAGAAUGUACAGUCAUUGAGUGUGUACGAGAUUGCUGCCGAACUCAACCGACUGCAUAUAGUAGGCCUGGAGGGAAAGCUGUCCACAGCUGACAUGACGGGAGGCACGUUUUCUUUAUCAAACAUUGGAGCGAUUGGUGGUACCUAUGCAAAGCCAGUUGUACUUCCACCACAGGUAGCUAUAGGAGCUUUGGGCAAAUUCCAGGUGCUGCCAAGGUACGAUGAGGAAGGUAACGUGAAGAAGACACACAUCAUGAAUGUGAGCUGGUCAGCAGAUCAUCGAGUGAUAGAGGGCGCCACUAUGGCACGAUUUUCCAACGUGUGGAAGGCCUACCUAGAGAACCCUGCAACAAUGACAAUAUACCUAAGAUAGAAUGAAUAUUCCAGUUUAUUCACCUAAAAGAAAUCUUACCAUUCCAUCAUUUCAGCAGUAAAAUGAAAUAAAUACCACUUUAGCUACUGUUUCAAGAUAUUGAAUACUGAACUACUAGAACUGGAUAUUGUUGUUGAUUUCGUUAAAUGUGUAUGAUUGAUUAUAAUCUUGUUUACGAUAAAACAAUUGUUAUUCAGCUGUGUUUAAAUUUUAAGAACACUUGCCAAAUUAUGCUGAAGGAUAAUGACAUACGUCUUGUCUUUUCAGAUGAGUCAGUGCUACUACAGUUUUUAAAGAAUGAGAAAAAAUUGUCUUUUAUUAAUUUAAACUAAUGUGUCAAUUUAGUGAACGUUUAACUAUUAAAGAAUAUAUAAUAGGUAGUCUGAAGUUAUGAAGAAAAUUGGAACACAAUCACAACCAGCAUAUAAAGAACACUACAACUGGUGUUUCUGUGUGAUAGAAACCUGUCUUAUAAGGCCACAUGUCUAUUUCACUGUUGUCUGACUCCCAUGGGUGAUCUUUAUCAACAGGUUCACUACGUGAAAUGAACAUUGUGUUAGUGUGUGUCCUUAUUGAAUAUAUUGCUAUACUGUACAUAAAUAUUCCAACAGAAUUGUGCUUGUUUUAAAUAGUGUUUGUGAAAGGAAAAAUAAAUCUCAGAUUUGAAUAAGUGCACAUCUGUAUUUAGUUUGAAACUAUAUGCAAAUGUAUAUAUUUUGUUGGGGUCUGUAAUAUGCUGCUGUGCUGUGUAAAUUAUCAGGUUUUGUUUGUAAUAGUGAUGUACUCAGUGAGAAAGAGGCUAAGUUUUACUUAUAAUUGUGUUCGGUAAAGAAUGUUGAUAUUGCCUUUGUUGUUUGCUGUGACAUAUACACCACAUAUUUUGUUUGAAUUCCACAAUAAUCUGAUUAUAUAUGUAUUUCGUAUACAGAUACAACAGUCAGGAAAAUCUGUCAAUAGGAACACUCACCUUCUAGGUAUAUUUCAGAAAUAUUAUAGUCAGGACAAAUUUCCACUGCCAUAUGUUAGAUUGUGUUGUGUGGAGAUACAUAGUUGUGUUACAAUUGUAAAAGUAUUACUUGUGUGGAACUGUCCAAGUUAGUGCUAUUGGGAAUGUGUACAGGUUGAUUCAGAAAUGCACUUGUAUGCAUACAGAUGUGAAUGGCUGUGAAAAGUAGGUGUGCACUAUUUUUUUGUGUAAUUGGCUGUUGAAGCUUAAAAGGUAAUUCUAUUUUAGAAAUAACUGAAACAUAAUUAUUAAUGAAUUAAUAUGUGUAAGUAAUUAAUCUGACUUAUUUUUGUGGUAAAGACUAAUAUUAUUCUGGUGAUGUUUUAUAAUAUUAUUUUAAAAUGAUAAUCUUCUGGUUAUUUCCUUGCCAGCAUGUCACUUUAAGUUGAUCUGUAGACAUCACACUAUUUUCUUUUCUGCGUCAAGAGCUAUGCAAUGUUUACCAGGUACAAGAGUUAAAAAUAACUAACUACAAAAGUCAUUUAUAUGGUCUGGUGAUCAUUCUGUCAAUGUCCUUCUUCCUUACUCUAGGUUUUACUGCAACAUUUUUAUUAUUUCUCAUAUCAAAGACAUUGAACCAAAUGGUGAGGUGUUCAAAAAUCAUUGCCAAUGUUUCGCCAGCAUCAGAUUACCUCCCUUUACUAGAAGAAAAAACCUUCUGUACAACAUUAUUUUCAGUCACUUUUAUAUGGAGAAUAAACCUAGACUCAACCUCACUGUUUUUUUAAUAAUGGCCUUUUAAACUUAUCACAAUGAAAAUAAACAGAUAACAAAUACAUACAAGUGACCUUUAAACUUAGGUUCAAUUACAAAGAGGGGUGUAGAAAUGGGAACUAGAGUCAUUGGCCAUGUUAUGCUGUGCAGUCUUCAAGAGGAUGUGAUAUCAGCACCAUCAAUAUUUGUUUAUACAGAGAUCUUAGAGAAUAUAUAGGUUUCUUAUAGACAAGCUAUUACUCUAGAGAGAUGACCUUUAAAGAUAGGUAUUUGCUCUUUAGAAAUGGCUUUUAUAGACAGGUACAUGCAUUUUCUAUACAGAGGUGGUAAUGGUUGUAGGUUUCAAUAAAAUAUUACCAGUGCAUAAUAUUUUAUCUUUUUUUAUAUAAAUAGCAGUCAAAUUUGUUAGACGAGAUACACAUUUUUCUAGUUUUUGUUUUUGGUUUAAUGAAAUGAAGCAAUGAUUUACAGUUUUUUAAAGUAAAUAAACUUCUAGAAGUUGUAUAGAGUGACAAACUUCCACUGUAUCCAUUGUCUGAGUUUCACAAGUUACUUCAAUUCUUAGUAGAUAAUAUAUCUAUACAACGAAAAAACACAAGGUAAAAAGCUAGCUUACUUAUUGAACUAUUAUUUUAAUUAUAAUUAUAUACAUGACCAUUUCGUUUUUAACCAGAUUUGGCACCAUUUCACUAUGUAAUAGAUAGAUAUAAUUUGGUGAUCGAGGGAGAUGACAAGAGCAAUUGUCUAAUUAAUGUUUUUGUUAUUUUGAAUCUCUAAUAGUACAUGUAUGGAGUUUGGUAUCAUUUAAUGCCAUGCACAGAUAUUUGUGAAAAAAUACUUGAAUAAAACAUUUGAAAAGCCAA
Messenger RNA from Mizuhopecten yessoensis (Yesso scallop), 4152 nucleotides. RefSeq names its product lipoamide acyltransferase component of branched-chain alpha-keto acid dehydrogenase complex, mitochondrial-like. Gene Ontology annotation, cellular component: cytoplasm; mitochondrion. The transcript is spliced from 10 exons. The record is from RefSeq and is a predicted model, not a curated record. Lineage: Eukaryota; Metazoa; Mollusca; Bivalvia; Pectinida; Pectinidae. Gene Ontology annotation, molecular function: acetyltransferase activity; lipoic acid binding. The coding region runs from base 79 to 1569 and encodes 496 amino acids.